GUGGUUAUUAUCAAAACGACUUGAUGCCUUCACUUGUUCGGGUUUUAAUACGCACGUGUGUAUAGAAAUGCGCUUUUUCUUGUUAUUGUCGAAGAACUAAGCCGUAAUACAACAAGAGUCAUAUUUAAUAACGCAUAUAACGCAUUUCUUAAUCGACCCAAAAUGAUUUUUGAGCGUAAUUAGAUCAAACAAGGAGCCGAAGCACGCCUUGUUUUUAUGUUUUUGUAUAAAUCGAAGCUAUGAAGAUCACAGACAAGGUUUUACGGAGUUUUAAGGUUGCCAGGACGUAUAGUCUCAACAAAGUUAACUGUGUAGACUACAGCCCAAAUGGUGAAAGUGCUGUAUCAAGCAGCGACGACGACUCCAUUGUAAUAUAUGACAUCCAACAGGGAAAGCCUAAUGGGAAUCUGUACAGCAUGAAGUAUGGAGUAGACCUCAUCCGCUUCACAAACAGAGACACUCAAACUGUGGUGUACAGCUCCAACAAACAAGAUGAUACAAUCCGAUACCUGUCGCUCACGAACAACACGUUCCUUCGAUAUUUCCCUGGCCACACCGCACGGGUUACUGCGCUCUCCAUGUCUCCAGUGGAGGAUAUAUUUAUCUCCAGCUCGUUGGAUGAGACAGUCCGCAUCUGGGACCUGCGUUUGCCCACCUGUCAGGGUGUAAUCAACACAAUGGGGAAACCUAUUUGUUCGUUUGAUCCAGAUGGGUUAAUAUUUGCUACAGGGGUUGGAUCACAUGAGAUUAAACUGUACGACCUUCGUGCUUUUGACAAGGGUCCAUUUUCCUGCAUUGAGACCAGGUUUAAACGUGUCUGUGACUGGACUGGACUCAAGUUCAGUAAGGAUGGGAAGCACAUUCUCAUUUGUACGAACGGCGGAGCUAUUCGCAUCCUGAAUUCUUUUAACGGAUCUGUGCUGUACACUUUUUCAGGCUACAACAACAGUAAAGGCGUCUCCCUGGAGGCCUGCUUCACUCCAGACUCAAAGUUUGUUAUGAUCGGUUCGGAAGACGGGAGAGUUCACGUGUGGAGCAUUGAGAAUGGGAUGAAGGUGGCCGUGCUGGAUGGAAAGCAUCAAGGACCGAUCAACACUCUGCAGUUUAACCCUCUGUACAUGACGUUCGCCAGCGCCUGCUCCAGCAUGUUGGUGCUAGAUUUAUUCAAAGAGCCGGUGCAGACAUGGGACAAGGAUUACGAUCAGUUUCUGCUUCCUCUUCUCACACCGCAGGAGCCUUGCUACAUCCUCUACCGCCUGGACUCCCAGAAUGCACAGGGAUACGAGUGGAUAUUCAUCUCCUGGUCACCUGACCAAUCACCAGUGAGGCAGAAGAUGAUGUACGCUGCGACUCGUGCCACGCUGAAGAAAGAGUUUGGAGGAGGUCACAUCAAAGACGAAAUGUUCGGCACGGUCGAGGAUGACCUGUGCUUUCAGGGAUACUUGCGCCACAGCUCCUCCUGCUCGUCUCCAGCUCCGCUCACAACAGCUGAGCAGGAGCUGCAACGAAUUAAAGUCACAGAGGGUCUUGCGUUCCCUUUACAAGAAGAUGCCAAAAGAGCUCUGCAGCAGCUCAAGCAGAAACGCAUCAAUUACAUACAGCUGAGGCUGGAUGUAGAUAAAGAGACCAUUGAGCUGGUUCACACCAAACCGACAGAAAUUCAUGAGCUUCCCUUCAGGAUUCCAACAGAUACCCCUCGAUACCACUUCUUCGUCUUCAAACAUUCCCAUCAGGGCCAGCAGCACGAGGCGUUAGUGUUCAUAUAUUCGAUGCCGGGGUACACCUGCAGCAUCAAGGAGCGGAUGUUGUACUCCAGUUGUAAGAACAGGUUACUGGAUGAGGUGGAGAGAGACUAUCAGCUGGAGGUCAACAAGAAGAUGGAGAUCGACAGCGGCGAUGGUCUGACGGAAGAGUUCUUGUAUGAAGAAGUGCACCCGAUGGAGCACGCCCUAAAGCAGGCCUUCGCCAAGCCUCGUGGACCAGGAGGGAAGAGGGGCAACAAACGCCUCAUCAAGAGUCCUGGAGAGAACGGGGAAGAAAUUUAGAUAUUAUUGACACACGUACAUAUUACACAGGCAAAUGUAAUUAUAGCUUGAGAAUUAACCAGGUAUUUGACUGCUUAGCUUCUAACCACUACUUCUUCUUUUUUUAAAGAAAGUUUACGUUUCACACUAAACAA
Molecule: messenger RNA, 2179 nt
Organism: Nematolebias whitei (Rio pearlfish)
Lineage: Eukaryota; Metazoa; Chordata; Actinopteri; Cyprinodontiformes; Rivulidae
Product: WD repeat-containing protein 82
Exons: 15
Coding region: 240-2045 (601 amino acids)
Biological process (GO): regulation of lamellipodium assembly; barbed-end actin filament capping; positive regulation of neuron projection development
Cellular component (GO): actin filament; myofibril; cytoplasm
Molecular function (GO): chromatin binding; actin monomer binding; actin filament binding
Source: RefSeq, a predicted model, not a curated record